Molecule: messenger RNA, 1314 nt
Organism: Saprolegnia diclina VS20
Lineage: Eukaryota; Oomycota; Saprolegniomycetes; Saprolegniales; Saprolegniaceae
Exons: 1
Coding region: 1-1314 (437 amino acids)
Cellular component (GO): Golgi apparatus
Molecular function (GO): transferase activity, transferring phosphorus-containing groups
Source: RefSeq, a predicted model, not a curated record
AUGAGCUUCGUCCGCAAGCGCGGCUUCCAUGUCCUCCUCGCCUGCAUCUCACUGGUCGUGAUUAACGACGUCGUCGAGCUACUGAGCUGGCGAGACACCUUUGCGCCAUCGCAGCACCUGCGCAGCGACAGCGGCGACGGCCUCGACGAGCCCACCAAGCUGCGCUAUGUCGUCAACCUCUUCCUCGUGUCGCCAUUCGUGCUGCUUGGCCUCAUUCGCCUCGCCGUCGCGCUUUCGCCCAAGGCUCACGCCUACCUUUCGACUUGGACGCGCUCCAUAACGCUCGCGCUGCUGCUACCAGCGCUACUGCUGCUCGUACUGGUCGCGAUCCCAGCGCGGCCGUCUUUGAGUGACUUGCCGCCCAACCAUACGCACUACACGUGCGAUGCGAACGCGUCGAGUGGCAACAUGGACGCUGUCUACACAUGGGUGAACGUGACCGACCCCGAGUGGCAAGCGCUCUCGGUCCAGCACAAGUGUCCGGUCGACGACUACCUCGGCGGCGGUGGCGACGCCGACCCGUUCUUAGCGCUCAAGUACAGCAUGCGCUCCGUGCGCGCGCACCUGCCGUUCGUCGAGCGCAUCUUCAUUGUCACCGAGCGCAACCAAGUGCCAUCGUGGGUCUCGCUCGGCGAGAACGUCCAUGUCGUCUUCCACGACGAGUUCAUGCCGGCCGAGAUCGUCCCGACGUUCAACAGCAACCCGACCGAGAUGCUUCUCCACCGCAUGGUCGCCAAAGGCAUUCUGCGCAGCAACUGCUUUCUCUACAUCAACGACGACUUUAUCGUCAACAAGCCACUCGGGCCCUCCGACCUCAUCACGGCCGAUGGGCGCAUCGUCCUCAACUCGUUCGUGCACAUCAACUUGCCGUACGACAUGUGGAUGGAUGCGCCGUACGGUCUCUGGCCGACGACCGACGACCGCGUCGCGUUUGUCGUCGACCCCCACGUGCCCUACGUCGUACACGCCGAGGCCAUGGAAGCGUACGUGUCGCAGUGCGGCGACGAAUGCGCGCGGUCGAUCGAGACCCGCUGCAAGCGCAACGGCCCGCUGCCCAUGUCCAAGUACCAAGAUUUUCUCGCGACAAAACACCCCGAAGCCGUGAGCUUUGUCUCGCCGCUUCUCGGGUACUCUACCCGCCUCCCGCUUGGAAUUGGGUCGCCGGCUCUCAACGGAUGGCUGCUCUACCUUCUGAACCCCAAGUUCAUCUACAUCGAGUCGCACAACGCACUCGAAGAGCACCCCGAGUGGGUCGACUUUAUCACGACGUACCUUCAUAAUACGUUCCCUGACAAAGCGCCGUGGGAACUCUAA